Strongyloides ratti is the source of this 2088-nucleotide messenger RNA. RefSeq names its product Lysine-specific histone demethylase 1A. The transcript has 4 exons. The record is from RefSeq and is a predicted model, not a curated record. The coding region runs from base 1 to 2088 and encodes 695 amino acids. NCBI's taxonomy places the organism in Eukaryota, Metazoa, Nematoda, Chromadorea, Rhabditida, Strongyloididae. Gene Ontology annotation, molecular function: oxidoreductase activity; protein binding.
AUGGCAGAAUUAUUACUUUCAACAUUUUGUGCUGACAAAUUAAAAUUUGACUUUUUUUCUGAAGAUCCUUCUAAUCACCAAAAAUUUUUACAAAGAGAAUAUGAGGAUAUUAUAUUAGAUAUAAGAAGUUCAGACUCACCUAAUGACCCUUAUGCCAAGACUAUAAAUGAUGAAAUGUUUCUUCUUAAAGUUGCUAACACAUCAGAAUUACCUUUAGCAUCAAUGAGUAAUAUAGAAAAGAAACAAUUUCCUAAUAUUGCUCAAGAUCCAGGUUCAGUGGCACAUUAUCUUUCUAUAAGGAAUAAAAUAUUAGCUGAAUGGUAUAAAUAUAGCAAAGAUGACAAUGCUAAAAAUAUUUGUGUUAGUAUGGAGGGAAACGAAGAUUAUAUUUCAUUAAUAAAAGAUAUUUAUUUGUUUCUAUUUCGAAAUUGUUUUAUUAAUUAUGGAGUUUUAAGUACUUUGGAUAGAGAGAUUUUUGUACCAAAAGAAAGAAAAAAAGUUGCUAUAAUUGGAGAGGCAAGAGAAAAAAUUGGUGGUCGGAUUGAAACAAUUGAGAAAGAUGACCUCAAAAUAGAUGUUGGUGCUUUUUUAUUAACAACAGAAUGGAAAGACCAUUUGAAUAUACUACUUGAUCAAUGUUCAAUUGAUGUUCAGUUAAUUCCAGAUAAAGUAUUACUUCUAGAUCACAAAAAAGAUCUUUUUAAAGAAGUAGCAUUUAAUGUAGCUUGUAAAAUAUUUAUGGAAGAUUUAGACUUAUUAAUAUAUUCUGGUGAUUCAACUAUAUGUGAAUUAACAUUAUAUGAAGCAUUUGAAUUGAUGAAAGAAAGAAAAGAUGUAAUGGCAGAUGUUUUAAGAGAAGGUAUUUUAAGCGAAUUUGAUGAACUAUUUAAUAAACUUGGACAAGCAUGUAUUGAUGGAUAUUGUAAUCUUCAUAACAUUCUUUCAGAUUAUGAAAGGAGAAAAAGUACUUUCUUUAGGUUUAUUGAAGAUCAGAGAAAUUCAAAAAAUAAUUUGACAAAUACACAAAAGAUUAGAGAGGUUGAAGCUCGUAAUGCGGUUAUUUCAGAUUUACUUGCACAUGUAUCACUUAAAAAAUUUAAUCUUAUCUGUGAAGAUCUUAGAGAUACACGAGAGUUAAUUGAAUUAAUGAAUGAGCUUUUAGAUUCUGCAUCAUAUUAUCAAAAUGGUGCACCACAUUAUAUAUAUGAUCAAUUACAGGAACUAUUUUUUAGUUCAAUAGAACAAGCAUUCGGCUGUAGUGUUAAAGAGUUACAACUUUCAUCAAUGAAACAAUUUUCAUGGUCAAAUAAAAGGCAAAAAUUUUUUUCACUUAAUAAUGGUCUUUCAGAUAUUAUAGAAAAACUUAGUGAAAAUAUAAAUGUAUCUGUAAACAAACCUGUACAGACUGUUGCAUAUAAUGAGUCAGAAAAAAAGUUUAUUCUUAAUGGUUUAAAUUUUCAGGAAGAAUGUGAUAUUGUUGUAUCUACAUUACCUAUAGGUGUUUUGAAAACGAAUACUGUUAAAUUUAAACCAGAUUUACCAUCUCCUAAAAAAGAAGCUAUUAAAAAAUGUAAACUUGCCGUCAAAAGAGAAUUGAUCUUUCAAUUUGAUGAAAUAUUUUGGGAUAAAAAAGUUUCAGUAUUUGCCAAAGUCGCUAAUCCUUUCAAUUCUUCAGAAGAAAUGGUUAUUGUAUAUGCUGUCCCAUUAAAACCAAUACUUAUUGUUUUGUGGGGUGGUAAAAAUGCCUCAAAAACAUUUAAUUGGAGUGAGGAAAAAUUUAUAGAAAGAUCUACUUACAUGUUAAAAUCUAUUUUUGAGAAAUCAUAUACUCCAUAUACUUCUGUAAUAAAUAAAAAUUGGAAUAGUGAGCCAUACAUUCAAUGCUACCAUGUUAUACCUAUUGGAGACGAAAAUAUAGUUAAAGAAUUGGCUGAACCUAUACGUUUUGAGAGUCAAAAUAGUUUAAAUGCAAUUUAUUUUGCAGGAGAACAUACAAAUCUCCAAGAACAAGGUACACUAUCAGCUGCUUUUUGUAGUGGUCUUCGUGUUGCAUCUGAGAUAGCAAAUGACUAUCCUAAUAUUUCAUAG